CGAAUGUGAAUCAACUUCAAAGCGCUGGCUUGUGAUGAACAGAGUCGCUUAUCAUAUCAAGAGGAUUCGCUAACCACACAGAAUAUUAUAAUAUGGAUGAAUCACCAGGAGACGAGCAUGUUGCUUUCAAGCAAUGGGCGGAAUCUCAAGGCGUCUUGAUCAAGGGCAUUACUCCGGCGAGGUUUCCCGGGCGGCGGCUGGGUAUGGUUGCCACAAGGGCCAUAAAAGAGAAUGAAAUUAUACUGUCUGUCCCCGUAGCGGUGAUGCUUACCAUUGAUUCCAUCCCAUCGUCGUUUGUCCGUUCUUUUCCCGCGGGAACUUCCAUUCAUGGAAUCCUCGCGGCUUUCCUCACCCAGGGCAACUCCGAUUUAUUGAGUAAAUGGGAUACAUGGCGGAGAGUAUGGCCCUCAUGGCAGGAAUUCGAAGAUAGUAUGCCCGUUUUCUGGCCGGAACAGCUACGGGUUUCGAACUCUGAGUUCCAGAAAACGAGAGAUGGUGGUGGCUCUAGCCCUGUUCUCUUGCCUCCGUCUAUAUCUGGGCGGUGGAAUUCACUUAAGAAGCGACAGCUCAAAGUUAACUAUGAGAUGAGGUAUCAGGACCUUCUUCGUCAGCAAGAGAAGCGACUCAAGGAUGCAUGGGCUCAUGUUAUUACCGCGUACCCUGAGACGGAUUGGGAGAACUUUGCGCACCACUGGUCUAUUAUUAACUCGAGAAGCUUUUAUUACAUUUCUCCUGGGAAAGAGGAGCCAGAGGACUGGAACGAUGCCAUUGCGAUGGUUCCUUUUGCCGAUUACUUCAAUCACGCUGAUGAUGCGGCUUGCGAUGUUAAAUUUGAUGGGAGAAAGUAUACCUUCAUGGCAACUAAAAGUUACGAGAAGGGAGAAGAGGUAUACAUGAGCUACGGAUCUCACUCUAAUGAUUUCCUUCUCGUUGAAUAUGGCUUCUGUCUCGACGAGAACCCAUCCGACGGCAUAUUCCUAGACGACAUCAUCCUCAAAGCACUAACAAUGGAGGAGAAAAAAGAACUGGCAGCUCAAGAGUGUUUCGGAAAUUACGAAAUCACUUCCGCAGGCCCAAACGCCAACACCACUCUUGUCGCAUGCCUAAAAUACAUGCGCCGGGAAGACUGGCUGAAUUAUGUUUCCGGAAAAUCCCAGCGAGGCUUUGAUGCGAGGAAAACAACAGCUCUUAUCUGCGCAUGGGUUGAUGUGUAUCUUGAGGAGAGUCGGGCAUCGAUAGGGAUUAUCCAGGAUCAGUAUAAUGCGGCAUCAUCGGACUCGGAGAAGUCCAUACGGGAGAAAAUGGAUGUGGCGCUCUCUCGGUGGAAACAGAUUCAAGAGAUAUGUGAGAAUGCCGUGCGGGUGAUGAGAGUGUAGACUGCAUCUUCUGUCUCUUUCCCCCCCCCCCCCCC
Messenger RNA from Aspergillus ochraceoroseus IBT 24754, 1411 nucleotides. RefSeq names its product SET domain-containing protein. Gene Ontology annotation, biological process: peptidyl-lysine trimethylation; peptidyl-lysine monomethylation. NCBI's taxonomy places the organism in Eukaryota, Fungi, Ascomycota, Eurotiomycetes, Eurotiales, Aspergillaceae. Gene Ontology annotation, molecular function: protein binding; protein-lysine N-methyltransferase activity. The transcript has 6 exons. The record is from RefSeq and is a predicted model, not a curated record. The coding region runs from base 93 to 1376 and encodes 427 amino acids.